AUGUCUCUACGUACUAACACAGCAUCUCACGCAUUUAUCAUGAACUCUGUAUUGAAGGGAAAUCAUGUUAUUUUGCAGUUUCCUCGAGACGCAGCUGUUGCCCGUCUACCGCAGAUACCAACCUUACGUCAAAAUCAACUAUCACCCAUUUGGACCGACCGCCCGUACUUCCUGCAGAAUGAGCGGAAACGGAAUGAGGUAACUGUUGUCCAGUACAUGAACGUGCUAACGGCUGCCGGAAAAUGUGAUGAAGUCUUCAACUUCGUCGUUCGAUCGCUAACUACUGGCAGUUCCACUCGAAUCACUGCACCAGUAAAUGGUUGUGUACUGAUGUCGACAUUAUUACGAGCAUUGUCACAUCCUCAAUUAACACCAACGAGCGAUAUGUUUUUCGACAUGGUCGAAAAAAAAGCCUCAAAACCCAGCCGUCUCUAA
Messenger RNA from Haemonchus placei, 435 nucleotides. Lineage: Eukaryota; Metazoa; Nematoda; Chromadorea; Rhabditida; Trichostrongylidae. The record is from the annotation of a GenBank genome assembly.